Molecule: messenger RNA, 3404 nt
Organism: Aspergillus homomorphus CBS 101889
Lineage: Eukaryota; Fungi; Ascomycota; Eurotiomycetes; Eurotiales; Aspergillaceae
Gene: clcA
Product: putative C6 finger domain protein
Exons: 7
Coding region: 105-3263 (1052 amino acids)
Biological process (GO): regulation of DNA-templated transcription
Molecular function (GO): DNA-binding transcription factor activity, RNA polymerase II-specific; zinc ion binding
Source: RefSeq, a predicted model, not a curated record
UAACCAGAAGCUCCGGGCUUUGCCCGCAAGUAUCUGUUCAACAGAAGAUCAAACGCACGCAGGCCGUAUCAACUGGUUGUCGCCAUCUGCAACUGCUCGCUUCGAUGCAUCGCAUACCGCUUCCCGAAGGAUCGCAUGGCCUGCCCAGCACGUCCGGCGUGUUCGAGCAGCCAUGGCGUCCUCCAUUCACGCACUCCUUCGAGACUCACCCUGCGGACCAGCGGCGAACAUCUAGCGCACCGCAGCCCCCUCUUCCCUCGCACGCGUAUUCUGCCAUGUCAAGCCGAGAACUGCCACAGCUUCCUCCAGAUGGGCCAUAUGCCCGGCAAAGUAGUCUACCUGGACCACCAACCCAUGCGUCGCCAGAAACGCAUCCGCCUCCGCUGCCACCUCACCCGAAUUUCCGCCCCCCGAUAAACGGCACGCCUCACGAGCCGACCCCCCAUUCGGCACCCUCAGAGUAUCGGCCUGCAGUGGCACGAAUGUCUUACCCCCCACCUGAGACACCCAGCACUAUCGGAGAUCCUCCCCCGCCGCCUCCGCAAACACUACCCCCCGCCCAGUACACUCCGCCGGUGCCGCAUCUUUCUCACACUCCUACGCCUUAUGAUUCCGGCUACUAUCCGAAUCAAGCAUUCGGAAUUCGCCAUCGCAAGGCAGCCCGUGCUCAACAGGCAUGUGAUCAAUGCCGAGCAAGAAAGGCAAAGUGCGAUGAAGGCCGUCCCGCUUGUAGUCACUGCAAAGAAAAUAACUUGAUAUGUGUUUAUAAAGAAGUGCCCCCCCACAAACAAGAAAAAGCGACCCAACAAAUAUUGGACCGUAUGCGAGAGUUUGAGGAUGCAGUUACAGAAUAUUUGAGACGGGUGCAGGGGCUUCAGGUAGAGCAGGGAGCUCAGCUUACUCAACUUUUGGCAGAAGCCAGGAUUCCUGAAACCAAGAGUAUACAGGCUGCUGAAACCCAGAAACAGCCACUCAACCGCUUGUCAAAACCCGAGAUUGAGAAUCUCCUCCAGAAGACCGAGACCAAGGACGAGGAUAUAUCCAACCUAGUGAGCCGAGAACACGAAAAAGCCGCCGAAGGAGAACCACAGCUGCUAGUGACAGCGGAAGAUGGUGAUCUCUCGAUUCCAGUUGAACAUACAACCGCGGCUCACAAACUGCUCAUGUGGCCAUCGAUCAAGAGUCUUCUCUACCCGCGAGAGUACGAUGAGGACUAUGUGAUGAGGCUCGAGGAGGAACGCGGCCUGAUUCUUGUUUACGGCCGAGGCGAAGGCCAUCUCAGCAGCGAGACCAUGACCACGUCGUCUUCGGCCAAUGGGGACUCUAACCAGGAUAGUACUUAUACGUUUGAUGCACCUGCUGGUGGACCCUGGGGCCCUGGAACGCUUCCAAAUGGUACACUGCACAAACCCAGGGCAGAUACUCUGGACGAGAAUGGAUUCUUUAUUACAGAUCCCGAUACCGUCCGCCGCUUUCAUCAGAGCUACAUGGACCACAUACACAAACUCCAUCCGUUCCUCAAUCAGAACGAACUGCAAGACCAGUUGAAGGAGUUCAUGGAAAAGUACUGUCCUUCGCCAAGCUCCACUGCAUCGUCCGUGCUCAAUGGCAACGGUCAUGGUGUGGGCGACUUCCCGCGAACCGCAAAACGAAAGCGGUCCUGUGAAACUCUUCAGGGCGCGGGCUGCGAUGUUCAAUCUCCCAACUCCAUUAAGCCUGAGCGUCUAGGCUUCCGUCGCAUCGAGAAGUCUUUCAAGAACGCGAUUAUCCUAUUAGUCCUUGCGCUCGGUAGCAUCUGUGAAACCAAGCCUCCUGUUCCUGGACCGGUCACUGAUAUCCCUUUGGACUUCAAGAUGAUGGCUAUCCCUGGACCUUCCUCCCGCAACAUGCUUUCACGGGCGGAUUCAAUCUCCGCCAUGCCAUCGCAAGACAUUUCCUAUGGUCAGGCAGAUGGACAAUCGUUUUCCUCGACGGAUAGCCGCAAGUCAUCAUCGGACCGGCCACCCGCUCGUCGCAGGCUACGGAACCUGGACGUCAUUCCUGGUUUGGCAUUCUAUGCGUACGCGACACAAAUUCUGGGAAGCUUGCAAGGCGGGAAUGGCCUCGAUCAGGUACAGGCAGCCUUACUUGCCGGAUUGUAUGCCGGACAGCUGGCGCAUCCUUUCCAGAGUCACGGAUGGAUUUUUCAAGCAGCAAGAGCUUGUCAGGUGCUUGUGCGACCGAAACGAUACGAACAAUAUGUUGAUGGUCCUCUUAAAGACUCUAUUGAUUUUGCGUAUUGGACUUGUCUGCAACUGGAAAGUGAUAUUCUCGCGGAGCUCGAUCUUCCGGCCAGCGGCAUAUCUCGCUCGGAAGGACGGAUAUCCUUACCUAAGGGAAAAUACACCCUCUCUCUACCGAACGAAAUUUCUGCUCCAAGUACUAUGAUGAUGUUCUUCUACUCCGCGCAGAUACAUCUCAGGAAAGUUCUCAACCGCGUCCAUACAGAUCUGUACAAAGUUGAAAGAAAGGGCGAGUCGCGUUGGUCUUCCCAUGUGCAAGAGAUCCUUAGCAUGAACUUGGAGCUAUGGAGAAGUAGCUUGCCUGAGGUCAUGCGUUGGAAAGAUACGGAUCCCCCAUCCAAGGACAUCAACGUGGCACGCAUGCGUGCCAAAUACUACGGUGCGCGUUAUAUCAUCCAUCGGCCACUUCUAUUCCAUGCUCUCCAUUUUGCCAACGACACCGGCCGGUCGGCGUCGGUUGACUCUCCGACUGGAUCCGCAAUAUCUGGUUCGAAGUCGCAACAAGUCUCCCCAUCUCUGACGCAUAGCCAGCGCGCCACUGGCAUGGCACGCCUCGCUAGUGAUGUCGGCACAGUUGGGCGGAGCGCACCAACUCCCACUCCGGGGGGUGGGUCUUGGGCGUCAUACGCAUAUCGCGAUCUCUCGCCUAAGAUACGGAGGGCGUGCAAGUUGUGCAUCGACUCGGCCAUGUUGAGCACCGAGGCCUUUGACGGAAUUGUAGGUCGUCCUGUUGUGACCAACAUCUUCGGCACGGCUCAUGCCCAAUUUGGAAACAUGCUGGUGCUGUCAGCUACGUAUAUGUCGAGUUUAUCUGAGCUGGUGGAUCGAAAUGAUCUUGAGCGGCUUAUGAAGCGAACUAUUAACUUCCUUCUCCAAAGUCGCGAAAUUUCGCCUAGCUUGCGAGCGGAUGCGAAGAUUCUGAGCGAGAUAUACGAGAAAAUCUUCGGAGAGUCGAUCGACACCUUCAUUCAAUGCAGCUGAUCGUACCUGCUGUUGCUCUAUAUUCAAUUGCGUCCUUGGUUCCUGGCGGCGGGAUCCUACACAGCGUUCUCUACCAUGCCAUAGCCCAAUCUAGAACUAUUGAGAGUGAUCGAUAGCGCGAUACUCCUGUUUUUGGCUUCC